Solanum verrucosum is the source of this 1259-nucleotide messenger RNA. RefSeq names its product WAT1-related protein At3g28050-like. Lineage: Eukaryota; Viridiplantae; Streptophyta; Magnoliopsida; Solanales; Solanaceae. The transcript is spliced from 8 exons. The record is from RefSeq and is a predicted model, not a curated record. Bases 42 to 1103 code for a protein of 353 amino acids. Gene Ontology annotation, cellular component: plasma membrane. Gene Ontology annotation, molecular function: transmembrane transporter activity.
UCCACAGCUGAAGUCCAAGUUCAGAAACAAGACACUCAAAAAUGGCGAUGGAGAUGAAGGUGAAGAUGAAGGUAGCUUUGCCAUAUAUAGGAAUGGCUUCAACCCAAUUCGCACAAGUGGGUUUAAUGAUAGUAGGCAAAAAAGCCAUGUCCGCCGGAAUGACCAAUUACACUUUCGUCUUCUACUCCAACACUCUUGCCGCCCUUAUUCUCCUCCCUUCUUUCUUCUUCUACAGGUCAACUCGUCCGCCACUCAAUUUCUCACUCAUUUGUUGGUUUUUCUUGCUGGGUGUUCUUGGUUGUUCAGCUCAGCUAACUGGGUAUACUGGGAUUAAUUAUACUUCUGCUUCGUUUGCCUCAGCAAUGCUCAACCUCAUCCCAGGUUUUACUUUCAUACUUGCCGUCAUUUUCAGGAUGGAGAAAUUAGAUUGUCGAAGUACAAGUACCCUGAUUAAAUCCAUUGGAACCAUCGUCUCAAUUGCCGGAGCAUUCACCGCCACUCUUUACAAGGGACCACAAAUUUUGUUGACUUCCUCUUCGAAGCCUCAAAAUUAUCUUCAUUUCCAGGAAACUGACUGGAUAAUUGGAGGACUAUAUCUUGUAGUGGAUUGUGUAGUGUCUUCGUUAUAUUUAAUUGUACAGGCUUCCGUCCUUAAGAAAUAUCCAGUUGAGCUGAUUGUGGUCUUCUUUUACUGCUUCUUUGCAUCCAUUCUAUCAGCAAUUGUCUCUCUGUUUAUGGACAGGAACUUAAAUGCUUGGUUGCUACAACCUGGUACGAGAUUGUUCGCUGUUCUAUACUCAGGAAUAUUUGGCUCAGCAUUUCAAGUCAGUGUGAUGUUUUGGUGCAUUCGUAGAAAGGGACCUCUCUUUGUUGCUAUGUUCCAUCCUCUUGGAAUCGUAAUUGCUGCUGCAUUGGGUAUAAUCUUCUUAGGAGAUAUUUUCUACCUUGGAAGCUUGGUGGGGUCAAUUAUUAUUGUUGUUGGCUUUUACGCUGUUAUGUGGGGGAAAACAAAAGAAGACAAGGUGGAUGAAGACAAGCUCACAAGAAAUAUCAAUUCAAAGGCCCCACUCUUGGAAAUAAAGGAUGCAGAGACAAAAAUAUAAGCAUAAAUUAUAGAAUGGAAGAAGUCAAAGCAAGUUGACAUUGCAUUUUGUGGAAGUUGUAGACAUGGAAGCCACAACCAAAUGGAGAUCCUCCUUUACUGAAGUUUGUAUAAAAUAGUUUGAAACAUUCAUACACGUGCUCAAUAUUGUUAUAAA